AUGAAUCCCCCGGAGGCACAGAAUGACAAAUUGAUCGAAUUGCUGAUCAAGAAGUCAGAACAGUUCCUCCCAAAUAUUGCUUUAUACUUUGAACGCGAUGAACUUUUAAUUCGAAAAUCUAACCAUCCAAUUAAGAACAGUGCUAAACAAUCAACACAUAAAGAUCCAGCGAAGUUAUCACCAAAGUUCGAUGCUUUUAAUAUCACACCGGCAAGAAAUGUAAGAAAAGGCCAAGUCGUAAAUAAUUGGACUUUUAUCCUUUCCGAAUAUCGCGCCAAAAACAGCAAAACAUUUUUCAUCUCAGGUAGAGAGCUCGAAGGCCUCGAGCGUGCUUUCUGGUUUAUUUACCUUAACGGACAAUUUUUCUUAUAUUAUCCUGACUCGGGUACGAUAGCCAUCUGCUACUCAUCAGGAACGAUGACCAUCAAAGGAAAUGUUAUUUCCUUCACAAAUGAGGACAACCAACCGCAUAAAUUCAUGGCAAUUAGCAAUCCAACGUUUCAAGGCUUUCAUAAUUUCAUAACUGGCGCAUUUUCCAACACAUCUAAGAUACCCUUUGAAGAUUUCUUUAAAUCAUUUUUAGCAAAAGUUAAUUAUCCGAAAAUUUCUGCUAUUACAAUUUCUUACUAUCGAUAUAUCUUCGAAAGUUCUAUAAUGUUGUAUGGCUUUGUCCAUGAAUCUUGCAAGACAAGGACGCAAAACGAGAAAUUGGCAAAAGCCUGGAUUUCUGCCGUAGAUACUAAAAUUAUUUCAUUGCUUAAGGUUUGGUUCUUCACAUACUUCAAAGAACAUACCAUUACUGACGCUUUCGAUAAGAAGGAUGUCUUUUUGUUUACAAUUCUUCGAAUUAUUUUCAUGAAUGAUCCAGAAUUCGCAGCUUUUGCUAGUAAAUACAAGGAAAAUCAUGAUCCUAUGCCAUUUACAAACAUUAGUUUGACAGAACUUGUAAAUUAUAUCAUUUUUAUUGUAUUCAGCUCUUCCAUCUUUCAAAACAUGACGGAAACAGACAGAUCGAUGAUGACAUUGAAGUUCAUAUUUGAAAUCAUACUCAAUGAUACAGAAAUUCGCAAACAUUACCAAGAUACUUCUUUAUUAGUUUAUUUCAUUGACAGAUACGAUGUUAAACCCGAACUCAACAUGAGGAUCCAACCCUCCAUUUCCGAAGAAGAAUGCCAAGCGUUUUUGGACGAAAUUGUUGCAAAUGUUGAAUAUUACAUCAAACAUUUCACAACAACACCCUUCCAACAGAACAUCGAGGACUACAAUACCUUUUCCAACCCUUCAACGCUCCGUUCACAGCAACUUUUCUCUACAAAUGUUUAUCGACCGAGAACAGAUUCCGCCUUACUUCUCCAGCGUCCUCCAGACAGUGUUCUUGCCGAUGCCCAUAUCUACGACAGCUUUCCCAUUGCUGGUCCUCAGAGUUUGCCUGUUAAAAAGAAGCCAUCAACAUUUACUCCACUUGGAGACAAUUCACAGACAUCGAACUCUGAUUCUGGACCACAGUCAGCUCCUGUUUCUGCAUCUCCAUUUGAUUCUACUCCUGGCUCUCCGAUUGUUCCUUUCGGACUUGCAACUCCUCCUUCCCUUUUAACUCCUCAACCAAAGGAAUCAAAACCUGUAGAGAUCUCUCCAAUUGCUCACGACAAUCCACCUGCUCCUUCCAGCUUCGACGACUUCUCUAUCCCUCCUUCAAUUGUUCCUUCAGAAGAAGACGACAAAGAUGAUGACGGCGUCGUCAAAAUUCCUUCUGAUUCUGACUCAGACAAACCUGUUGUUGACGAAAAACCAAAAGAAAAAGAACCAAAAGAAGACGAAAAACCUAAAGAAACAGAAAAGCCAAAAGAAAAAGACGAAGAGAAACCUAAAGAAACAGAAAAGCCAAAAGAAAAAGACGAAGAGAAACCUAAAGAAACAGAAAAGCCAAAAGAAAAAGACGAAGAGAAACCUAAACCAAAGGAAGAAGAAAAACCUAAAAUUAAAGAUGAAGAAAAACCGAAAUUUUCGGAAAUUCCGAAACCGAAAGAAGAAGAAAAACCGAAACCAAAGUUUGUUGAAGAAGAGAAACCAAUUCCGAAAUCUCCAUCAAAGAAAGUUGGUUUCAAGUUAGAUAAUCCACAACAACAAACACCAGAAAAGAAGAAAAUUGAAGAGAAGAAGAAGAGUUCAGAUGAUGAUUCAGAUGACGAAUUCAAGUUGACAUUGGAUGACAUCAAAAUUGAUUACAGUAAACAGUAUCCACCACAGUUCUACUACAGACCAAACAGAAAGACAUCAAGGCCACUGUUGAGAGGAAAUUUAGUUAAACAGUGUAUUUUAGAUCAAAAGAGAGAAGAGUGGGAGAAAGAAAGAGCUGAAAAGAGAAAGAGGAAAGAAGAAGAAAAGAAAAAGAAGGAAGAAGAAGAAAAGAAAAAGAAGGAAGAAGAAGAAAAGAAAAAGAAGGAAGAAGAAAACAAACAGAAAGAUGAUGAAGAAAAAGAAGAAAUUAUUAAAAUUGCUCCUCAUCGUAAUUACGAUGGAACUGAAGAACCUCCAAUGGAAAGCGAUAAUGAUUCAGAAUCGGAUGUUACUAUUCAAAAUGCUUAA
Molecule: messenger RNA, 2586 nt
Organism: Trichomonas vaginalis G3
Lineage: Eukaryota; Parabasalia; Trichomonadida; Trichomonadidae
Product: neurofilament triplet H protein family
Exons: 1
Coding region: 1-2586 (861 amino acids)
Biological process (GO): axon development
Cellular component (GO): neurofilament
Source: RefSeq, a predicted model, not a curated record